Gavia stellata (red-throated loon) is the source of this 3113-nucleotide messenger RNA. RefSeq names its product protein O-fucosyltransferase 1 (gene POFUT1). The transcript is spliced from 8 exons. Gene Ontology annotation, cellular component: endoplasmic reticulum. Gene Ontology annotation, molecular function: peptide-O-fucosyltransferase activity. Gene Ontology annotation, biological process: Notch signaling pathway; regulation of Notch signaling pathway; protein O-linked glycosylation via fucose. Lineage: Eukaryota; Metazoa; Chordata; Aves; Gaviiformes; Gaviidae. The record is from RefSeq and is a predicted model, not a curated record. Bases 1 to 1437 code for a protein of 478 amino acids.
AUGGCUCCGGGCCGAUGUAUUUAUGCUACAAAAAACCGCUUUUUUCACCCACCCAGCCCCAAAGUGGCUGCAAAGCCCCCAGGGCAGAGUGCGGCCGUGCGGCGCGGCUCCGGCCCAGGCCCCGGCGGCCCCAUUGUGCGGGGCAUUGUGGGAGUGACGUCGCUCUCCCGCUUCCGCCUCGAUGGUGGCCGCUUCCCGCUAGAGAGGCCGUUCCGGCGGGCCCCGGGGCAUGCCGGGACGGGGCCGCCUCUCGUUGACCUCCGCCGAGCUGCCAUGGCGGCGCCGCCGGUCGUUGUCCUCCUCCUCCUCUUGCUGCUGGCGGUGAUGGCGGCGGGAGGCGGCGCGGGGCCCGCCUGGGACGCGGCCGGUUACCUGCUCUACUGUCCCUGCAUGGGCCGGUUCGGGAACCAGGCCGAGCACUUCCUGGGAGCCCUGGCCUUCGCCCGCGCCCUCAACCGGACCCUGGCCGUGCCGCCGUGGAUCGAGUACCGCCACCACCGCCCGCCCUACACCAACCUGCACGUCCCCUACGCGGAGCACUUCAGGCUGGAGCCGCUGCGGCGGUACCACCGCGUUGUCAGCCUGGAGGACUUCAUGGAGAAGCUGGCGCCCCUUCACUGGCCCCCCGGCAAGCGAGUGGCUUACUGCUUCGAAGCGGCAGCUCAGAGGAGUGCUGACAAAAGCACUUGUCCCAUGAAGGAUGGAAAUCCAUUUGGUCCCUUCUGGGAUCAGUUCCAAGUGAAUUUUGAUAAGUCUGAGCUCUUCAAGGGGAUCUCCUUCAGUUCCGCUUACAAGGACCACUGGAUCCAAAGGUUUUCACCAUCUGAGCACCCUGUACUUGCCUUACCUGGAGCUCCAGCCCAGUUUCCAGUCUUAGAGGAGCACCGACCCCUCCAGAAGUAUAUGGUGUGGUCUGAUGAAAUGGUGAAGAAAGGAGAGGCCUAUAUUCACUCUCUGCUGGUCAGGCCCUACGUGGGAAUUCACCUGAGGAUCGGCUCAGACUGGAAAAAUGCUUGCAAUAUGUUAAAGGACGGGACGGCCGGGCCGCACUUCAUGGCUUCACCGCAGUGCGUGGGCUACGACCGAAGCUCUGCGGUCCCUCUUACCAUGGACAUGUGCCUGCCAGACCUCAAAGAGAUCAAGCGUGCUCUCAAGCUCUGGGUGAAAAAGACAGAAGCUAAAUCUGUUUAUAUCGCCACUGAUUCUGAGCCCUACACGACGGAAAUACAGCAGUUCUUCCAAGGAAAGAUCAAGGUGGUUAGCUUGCAGCCAGAAGUGCCUCAGAUUGAUUUGUAUGUUCUUGGCCAGUCCGAUCAUUUUAUCGGGAACUGUGUCUCUUCAUUUACUGCCUUUGUGAAAAGAGAGCGCGACGUGCAUGGAAAACCCUCUUCAUUUUUUGGCAUGGACCACCCACCAAGAUUACGGGAUGAAUUCUGACCAAAAGAGGAACAGGCCCCUUAAUUCUCGGGGCUCUGAGCUUGGUUCCCUGCCGAGGGACCGCUUGGUGCUAACAGCGUUCUCCUGCCUGUGGAGCAUGCUGCCAGGCUGCGCAGACCUGCGUCAGCCCAGUGAUACUCCUCACUGUCGCUUCCAGACUGUUUUGUCCGACUUCUCUUGUAUUUCCAGCGUGAGGUCAGACAGAAAAGAAAUUUCAAAUCAUGUAGUUUAUAGGAAACUAUAAACUAUAUAUAGUUUGUAAGAUGUAGUUUAUAUAGCUCUCCAGUCUCGCUGUCUGGGGUUUGCCAGCAAUCAUGAUGAAGCAGCUGCUCAGAUUCCUCUUCUCCAUUUUUUUUUUCCGUUAAAUCUUAAAUUUUACCUAGAGGUGUUGUGAAGCUUCUUGGCCAAAACUGACCGUAAGUUCUUUUUAAGUGCAAAGUAUUGUCAGAAAUACCAUUGUCCCUGGAAACAAGUGCAAGAUAAAGCUCAGGACUGGAAAUCAGCUCUGGGUUUUAUCGAGUACCUCUGUUGCCUUACGAGACCCAUGUCACCUCAGUGCCUCGGUUUCCAUUCCCCUGUCAAAAGAGAUCCCACACCCGCUUCGCAAUGGUGCUGUGGGGCGCCUGGAUCUCUUCAGCGGUGCUAGAGAAGCGCAGCGGGGGCGUGUUUUAAUGUGGCAGUCACCUCUCCAGCUCAUCUUCGUACGGAACUGGGGAGAAGGUGUUUGCAGGGAGGCAGGCCGGAGAUCUUUCAUAGCCAGUCGAGAGUUGGAGAUUUAGGGCUCGUAGCUUUGUAGCUGUUGAUGUCAGGUAGAUGUCUGUGGUGGGAAUGAAACUGCUUCUGAGCUAAGAGUUUUAAAGUAGCCGUAGUGGAGUUAGUGUACGUCUUACCUAGGUCUCUGUUAAUGGUUUCUGUGUUCUUGUUUGAUUUUGUACUUUGUAAAACAACCCCUCUGACAACAGAACUCCUGUCUGGGGGGGUGGUUCCCAGCAAGGAUAAUUGUGGGAAGUGUUCGCUGAUGAUGAAGCAGAAGCCCAAAACCCCUUCGUUUGACCCAGUAUAGUUUAGUGCUGGGAACACCAAUAAUCCCGCUGUGGUGAGUCUCAACGUGACCAAUGCCUGUGGGUACUCCUGUGGCUUUAAUUUUAUGGUUUUUGGCCAAAGACUGAGUACAGAACUUUCUGUUCCUUUUUUAAAAUGCUGCUUAGGUGAAGCUGUGGUACCAGGGCUGGCUGCCUCUAGUGCAUUACUACGGUCUAAACAAUGCCGUCUCAGAGCGUUUAUGGGGGUUCAACUCCAAAUGUCUUGUGGGAUUUUUGGUGGUGGGUUUUUUCCUCCUUGGAAACGUUCCUGAGCUUUGAAGGAGUUUGAAGGCUCAAGGGAGUGAGCAGAAGAGGGCUAAAUGCGAAGGUACCCCCAGAAUCAGGGUGGCAAAGGCUCGUCUCGUGUUUCCUCAGCGCUGGCUUCCAGAAAUUUGUGGGAUUUGGUAGUUUCGGGGCCUCUGGCCGCAUCCCGGUGUGGGCAGGGGAGGCCGGGUGGCUGGACACCUGCACACUGCUCUGUAUUUCGCUCAGCUGUCUUGCAUGGUGCUGUCGGGGCUGCCUUGCCUCACUGCAGCGCGAGGGCAGCCGUUCCCCGUACUCUUGGGAAGACUGCCUGCUAAGAGAGAAUGCUUG